Acanthochromis polyacanthus (spiny chromis) is the source of this 3357-nucleotide messenger RNA. RefSeq lists its product as uncharacterized. The record is from RefSeq and is a predicted model, not a curated record. The coding region runs from base 105 to 1586 and encodes 493 amino acids. The transcript is spliced from 3 exons. Lineage: Eukaryota; Metazoa; Chordata; Actinopteri; Pomacentridae.
GGUAUAAAAUGGCUUCCGGUUGGCAAGAACACCGGCAGUAACACAACGGCUUGCAACGACAACGGUAUCGGGUUUGAAGCAAAUACGUGAAUUUAUCGCUUUUCAUGAAUGAAAUUGCACAUGUAUUUACCACAAUGGUAAUAUCAUGUGUAGUUGUUGGUUGUACGAAGCGUUUUGAGAAGGGAUCAGGCUUGAAAUUUCACCGAAUACCCAUUUCAGGAGAGAGAAGAUGGCGGUGGCUUCAGGCCAUCAACAGGAAGAAUUGGACCCCAGUAAGCAGCAGAGAUCGUGUUUGUGGCUCCCACUUUUCUUCAGGUUCUGCUAGUAAUGACCCCAGUGAUCCUGACUUUGUGCCUCACAUCAACAUGGGCUAUAAACCUUCAUCGAUGCUGACCCCCAAAGAAAAGGACAAGCGAUGUAAGAGAGUAAAGACGCGAGCAGAAGAGAAGAUAAAAGUUGCACAAUCCAGGAAAGACAGCAGUGAUGCUGCCACAAUUCUCCUUGAGCUGUCAACCAGUACAACCAACAAUCUAAAAGCCGAAGAUUUGGAUAACGAUGCCGAUGAUGAAGAUGAGAAGGUACCCAUAUCAGAUGUACAUGAUGCUUGUCUGGGGACAAUCAGCAGGCUACAGCUGGAGAAGCAGCAGUUGAUGAUGGAGAUGGGCAAGCUGCAGGAGGAGCUGUGGGAUGCCAGGCAGAAACUACAGGGAUGCAAGUUUACAGACAAGUUCUUGGAAGAAGGGAACAGGGACAGCAAGACCCAGUUCUUCACUGGGAUGCCAAGUUAUGGAAGUUUCCUAUGGUUACUUGGGUGCGUCAGAGCAAUGUUACCAGUGUCUAUGACCCUGUCCCCCGGCUCUAUCCUGCUUCUGGUCCUCAUGAAACUUCGCCUCAAUCUAGUUCAUCAGGACUUGGCCUACCGAUUUAAUGUAUCACGACAAACUGUGACUAACAUCAUUGCGAAAUCUCUUCCUGUCAUCGCAAGUGAGUUGGCUUUUCUUGUGCAUUGGUCGUCAAAGGAGGAAACUAUCAGGAACAUGCCUAAAGUGAUGAAAGACACUUAUAAGAAAUGUCGUGUGAUCAUCGAUUGUUGUGAGAUCUUUAUCGAACGUCCUGGAAAUUUUACAGCCCGAGAAAUGACAUGGUCAAACUAUAAGAGUCACAACACUCUAAAGGUCCUGGUAGCAGUCGCGCCAUGUGGAUCCAUUUCCUUUGUGUCUAAAUGCUUUGGUGGGAGGGUUUCCGACAAGGUGAUCACACAAAGGUCAGGAUUCCUACAGUUACUGGAACAUGGAGAUCUGGUCUUGGCGAAUCACAGCUUCCUGAUCGCGGAUGACUUGGCGGCACGUGGAGCACAGCUGGCGAUACCAGCAUUUACAAGAGGAAAGGCCCAACUAAGCCCAAAAGAAAUCGAAAUUGGAAGGAGACUGUCCCCUGUUCGAGUUCAUGUGCAGCGUGCAAUUGAACGUGUGAAGAACUUCAGAGUACUAAGCACUACCAUGAGAAUGAAUCUUGUGCCUCAAUUUGACAACAUUAUGACAAUUUGCAGUGGCAUUUCAAACCUCCAUAAACCACUUAUUGCCUGAAGCGACACUAAAGAACUCGCAUGAAGACAAAUUCAUCAGCCCAUCACACAACUGGGACAGAACCAGGAUCCUCUUGGCUUUUUCCUGAUGUUGACACAUUCAUAGUGGAACCAAGUGUAGGAACAGUUGGCCCCCUCACACAUGAUCAUGCGUCCAUGUUCUUCCUGCUGACACAGGCACCACACUUGUGUCGACACAACACUGUCACACACCUCACUGUCAGUGGGUUUCUCGUUCUCUAUUUUCCAAGUCACUAAUUCUGGUAGGAUGUGUGUGAAGAAAAAUGACUCACACUUUCCCAGGACCUCUUCAAUAAAUGUCUCAUCUCUGUCAAUGCGGAUGAUGGCCAUGUCUGUCUUUGUAAAGAUUACAAAAUCACAGAAAGCUACACCGUGCACAUAUACCUCCAUCUGGACCUGGGUAAAAUACCUGUGUCCUCUCUUCAGCUUCAGGUCCUUGUCAAGACAGAAGGCUUUGUCCUGGCAAGCUGUGUUGAUGUCGCUGUCUCUAUGUUUGUAGGGGCACUUUAUCUCUACACACCCACUGCCACAACAUGCACUUGAAAUAAUUGCAUCACUUGAGGCAGUGAGGUAAGGCCUUUUCUCACUGAUCUUCAGUCCUACAGUUGAACACUUAAAUUCUUCGUGUUUAGAGGACUGAUGUGCAAUAUACUGUUUUCGGGCUCUUGUCCGCACCCCAUGCGACUGCAGCUUUGUUCGAAAUAUUGUACUGUUUAUAGUCCAUCACUUUCUUUACAUUGUUUUUUGGGUCAGUUUUGUCCUUCAUGACAUAAAUGUCGUGAGCCUUGGUUCCAGUUAUUCUGCCUUUUCUGUGUUCAUACUACAAAGGGCUGAUUGCCUGAUUCCUUGUGACACAUUCCAAAUUGUUUAUUCUUUCUGAGUCAUAUUUAGGCUCUACAGAACGCCACUGCCGGUCACAUAGUUCCUUAAUGUCCUCCUCAUCAAUGUCGUCCUCAAUCACAAGGCUGGUAAGAGGAGGUGGGAAUGAGCUUGUGUCUACGUCUUCCUCUGCAGUAUCCGUUGCCUCCUCAUCCAGGGGCGGUAAAGUCUUGAAGAAGACGGCAUCAGGACAGACUGCAUACAGAGCCUUCAGGCGGUCUAGGUCAGGUAGUGGUGCUGUUCUGGUGGCAGAUGUCUUCUCGAUGGAGUUUGUCUUCUUCUGGCCGCUGCUGAAGUCAAACUCGCACAUCGGAAUCUGUUGGAGCUAAAAUAUAAUUGGUGUGAAGUCAAUGAUUUUUAGUAAUUCGGAAUCUAUAAAUUAUCGUGAAUAUUUAGAUCGGAUAUUAAUGUAACAUUUACAGAAUAGAGUAGGCAUAAUGGAUAGUAACUUUCACUUGAUGAAAAUUGUGAAUUUAACUAAUACAGAGUUCUUUUCAAGAAACAGCAAGAAUGUUAACAACCAACAUUACAAAAAUUUUGAAUCUUGAGACAUUAAGAUACCCUGGCAAGUGUCAGAGAAUUAUCAAAAAGUCACUAUAUUUAACUGGGGAAAAAUUAUAUAAUUGAAUUACAAUACCACAUACCUCCUUCGUGUAAGCAGCAUUCCACUUGCAGGCAUCACUUGUACAGGCCUUUGAUGUCAGACCUGCUCGGACAGCCGCAUCAACCUUGAACAGGAGGGCUGCGACAUGACUGCACACUUCUCCAAGUCUGCAAAAAAGUCUAAUAUUAACAUACAUCUUUGUGAACUUGUUUUAUCCAAUACAAAUUUUGUCUAUUUUCUACAAAUGUUAAUAAAAUGUUCAACAAAU